Xenopus laevis (African clawed frog) is the source of this 4102-nucleotide messenger RNA. RefSeq names its product v-rel avian reticuloendotheliosis viral oncogene homolog L homeolog (gene rel.L). The transcript is spliced from 11 exons. Gene Ontology annotation, biological process: cellular response to stress; innate immune response; non-canonical NF-kappaB signal transduction. Gene Ontology annotation, molecular function: RNA polymerase II cis-regulatory region sequence-specific DNA binding; DNA-binding transcription factor activity; DNA-binding transcription factor activity, RNA polymerase II-specific. Lineage: Eukaryota; Metazoa; Chordata; Amphibia; Anura; Pipidae. The record is from RefSeq and is a predicted model, not a curated record. Bases 709 to 2460 code for a protein of 583 amino acids. Gene Ontology annotation, cellular component: nucleus; cytoplasm.
AGAAGCCACACGCGAAGUAUUUGCACUUUUAUUCAACAUUUCAUCAAUGUCCCCCCGGCCAUUGGGCGGUCACGUGGUUACGCGGCUACCUCACUGUGGCCACUCGUUUGACGUCAAAAUAACUCUUUCAAAUGUCACCUCAGCGGCUCAACAACCCCCCACACCCUCUGGUAAACGAGAGUAGAUGUUCAAGCGAACGGUAAGUCGCUGAUGUAUUAAAAAAUUCUGAUGUCACACCCGCUUGUCAGGUAAAGGGACUUUCCACAGACACAGCCACCCCGCAGAAACGCCCACACGUUCGGCCCGCCCCUCGCCAAGGUUGAAGCUCAUUGGUGGAGAUGCGUUAAUGCGGCUAGCUACAUAAUACUAUCGGGCUCACGCAGGGGAAUCGCUGUAGUUGCGUGUGGUACAGGGGCAGGAAUAAAAGUUUGCUGUAGCAAGAGAAGCUCAUGUGCCUCACCCCAGCUAUAUGGUCAGUGUAGGGGUUUAGCUUGUCGGCAGGAGGGCUGAAGUGGACACGUUGAAGCUCAGAAGAGACUGUGGAUAGUCUGUUUGCCUGGAUAUCUUUGGUGGAGUGCGUCUCCUGAAAAUGUACCAGCUGUGAGUCCUGAGCCGCUGCCCAAGGAUACCUGCCAUUUACUCGAGUGAUACCCGCGGCCUCUUCACUGUCCCUGGUUCCUGUUGUCACUCCGCUGCACUGAGCACAACAUGGCUGGUAAUGCUCAACAUUCUCAUCAUGGUCGUCUCCAAACAUCUUUUGGUUUAAAUGAUCCCCACAUUGAAAUAUUUGAACAACCUCGACAAAGAGGGAUGAGAUACAGAUACAAAUGUGAAGGGCGAUGUGCUGGGAGUAUACAUGGCGAGCACAGCACUGAGAACAACAGAACAUACCCGUCCAUCAAGAUUAUGAAUUAUACUGGUAAAGGAAUAGUGAGGAUCACACUUGUUACAAAAAAUGAACCCCACAAACCUCACCCCCACGACUUGGUUGGCAAAGAUUGCCGGGAUGGAUAUUAUGAAUUAGAAUUUGGUUCAGAUCGCACAGUUUUAUGUUUUCAGAAUUUGGGUAUUCAAUGUGUUCGUCGAAAAGAAGUCCGAGAGGCAAUCCACGCCCGAAUACUUCGCAAAAUGAACCCUUUCGGUGUGAGAGAAGAACAGCUUCUCACCAUCGAAGAUUACGACCUAAACGUUGUGCGCCUGUGCUUCCAAGUCUUUCUUCCCGAUGAACAUGGCAGCUACACCAGAGCUUUAGGGCCCGUUGUGUCCAACCCAAUAUACGAUAACCGUGCUCCCAACACGGCUGAGCUGAGGAUAUGUCGUGUCAACAAGAACUGUGGAAAUGUAAAUGGUGGAGAUGAAAUAUUCCUUCUGUGUGACAAAGUUCAGAAAGAUGACAUAGAAGUCAGGUUUUUUACAGACAACUGGGAAGCCAAGGGGACGUUUGGACAAGCCGAUGUGCACCGUCAGGUAGCCAUUGUAUUCAAAACGCCCCCAUUUCACCGAUCCAUCACUGAUGUUGUAACAGUAAAAAUGCAACUUCGAAGGCCGUCUGACCAGGAGGUCAGUGAACCAAUGGAUUUUAGAUACCUACCUGACCCAGAAGACCCACAUGGAAACAAGUUCAAAAAGCAGAGGACCUCAGAAGUGAUGCAGAAGUUCAAAUUUGAAAUGCAAGAAAGACGUGAACUUAGUCCUGCAAAAUUCAAUGUAAAUCCAAUUAAAAGAGAACAUUUCACUAAUUCAUCAGGGUGUGGACAACGUUCCCAUGCAAUGCAGCCCCCCACAAGACCACCUAAUGUUACUUAUAAUGACACCACCUCUGUCCAGACAAGGAUGCCAAACAACAGUUCAAGUAUCCAGCCCAAUCUUUCUCAGUUGUCUGUUUUGAACCCUGCCAUGCAAGCUAACAUGCACAGCACAUACACUAGCUCCAUUAAUAACUUCAUGGAAACUUUGAGGGCAGUUCCAUCACAGCUAAACACUCACAAACUCCCAUUCGCCGAGCCCAGUCACCCUAGACCUGAUGUAGCCCCCAGCAAUACCACCAAUAUGUUCAGACAGCACAUUUUCAAUUUUAAUGUACCCAAUACCAGUGGCCAGGUUUCCAGCUGCCCUAGUGUUCCCCGUGACAUUAAUUUAUAUACUGCACAUUCCAAUCAUAUGGAUAUAAGUGAGCUAGGCCAAAUGACAACCAGUACAGUAAAUGAUUCCAGUAUCUCAAGUUUAUCGUUUAAUGGUGUUCUGCCCAAUCCUAUCUUUUCUACACCAUUCAGUUACCACCCAUCAAUCCCUGAGCAAAGGCUACCAGACACCAGCAUUGCUGCUCCGCACAGCACAUCUAUGGGUCAUGAAAUCUUCCCGGGCAUUGUACAAAGCGAUGACAAUUAUAUCAGUGUGGAAUCCGAACUUGAUAGCAUAUUGCAGAACUUUGGAAGUACAAGUGAAAUGUUACAUGACUAGCGAUUGCUCAGAUGCUAGAUAUUUGGAUGGUCACAGUCCAGCCUUUUAGCACUUUCAAACGAAAGAGCUUACAGCCAUCUCCUUGAUAUGGGUCCAACAAUGCUGUUUGGGUCAAUAUUCUAUGUUCUUACUACCUUAGUAACUUACUAUCUUAGUAAGUGCCUUGCCCUGGUAACGCAGUAUCUGGCAUAAUGUAGGGGCAGAAUUGUUCCAAAUGAACUUGUCAGUUAUGUGCUAAACCAGUGAUCCCCAACCAGUAGCUCAUGAGCAACAUGUUGUUCACCAACCCCUUAGAUGUGGCUCCCAGUGGCCUCAAAGCAGGUGCUUAUUUUUAAAUUCCAGGCUUGGAGGCAAGUUUUGGUGCACUGCCAAACACAGCCUCAAUAUAGGUUGCCAAUCUACAUAGGGGCUACCAAAUGGCCAAUCAAAGCAAUUAUUUGACAUGGUAACGUUGCUCCCUAACUCCUUUAACAUCUCGAUGUUGCUCACGGGUUCAAAAAGUUGGGGAUCCAUGUGCUAGACUAUAAAUGAAAGAAUAUCAUUAGCCGAUGAUCAUAAGGACCUUUUGUACUGUUUCAAGUACUACGCUUUAAGACCCUUUUCCAAAUGUGUGUGUGUGUGUGUAUAUAUAUAUAUAUAUAUAUAUAUAUAUAUAUAUAUAUAUAUAUAUAUAUAUAUAUAUAUAUAUAUACAGUCAUUUUCUAUCCAGGAUCAAGCUGCACCACGCGGUAUUUCUGGUAUGGAAAUAAUUAUCUGUAAAUCUAAUGACUAUGUCAUUGUAUAAGAGGCUAGGCUAUAAAAAUGUAUCAAAAUGUUUGUAAUACUUAGAAUUAGGCCAAAAUAAUGUUUUCAUUGUUUAUUCAAUUGCUUUCUCGUGUUCGUGAUUCCACAUCUCAAGGUGCCUUUUAUUGGAGUCACACAGCAGCCAGCAGCCUAAUGUAGGGCUGAUUUUCUACUUCAAAAGGAACAAUGUCGCGUUAAAGGGCAGAUUUAUCAAGGGUCGAAUAGUAAAUUUAAAUUCUAGUUUUCGAGUGUCAACAUUCAUACGUUCGAAUUUUAGUUUCCCCUAUUCAAAUGUCCUUUCGAGGUCCAUUGAGCUGUUUGGAGAUGUUAAUAGCCUUCCUGACAUUUGAGGGGAUUUUUUUCAAGGAAAAACUUGAUUCAUAUGAAUACGAAUUGAAUACGAUUCAGAUGUUUGGUUUGAAACAAUUCGGUUGAAUAUUAGACAUUCAAUCGAAUAUUAGACAUUGUCACCCCCCCAUUAACGCAAUGAUACUGGAAUUCUGGGGAAAAAACACUGGGAAAAAAACACUGCAAAAAAUUGCUCUCGAAAUUGCACCUUGCCCACCUCACUUGCAGAUGUAAAUGAGCCCUAAAAUCUUUUGAAAGCCAAUGGGAACUUGAGCAUUUUCACUAUCAGGAAAAUGUAACUGACCUAUAAAUAGACAUUCAAAUUGGAAAAUAGAUCUCAACAUCUCUUGUUUGCAAGAUGUAGUAAGAAAAACAUUGAUGUACAAAGUCACCCGAACUUUCCUUGUGAGGCGACUUCAGAAAACGAAGCGCUCCGAGUGCCAUCCCGCUGCAAUUUAGAUUCUAGCCGGUGGGAAUGCUUUUCGGGGAGAUUAGUCGCACGAAGAAGAGG